UCCUGGCCUACCUCCCUCGCUCUCGCUUCACCCUUUCGCUGCUCGAGCCACAUACACUCACCCCCACGGCCAAGCCAUCCCAUUGCCGGACCCAGACCGACGCGCACCUGUCUCCUUUCCUUGUCAAGACACCGCACAACGUGGGGAAGAAAAGCACACCUCCCAUGUCUGACGGGAUCUCCGAGCGACCUUCGCCACCACCGGCCCUGUCGCCUCCCUCUCCGCUGGGCCUGUCUCGGAAGCAUCGGCGACUGGCUGGCACCCUUGGUGGUGACAUGGACGACGAACAGCCAAGUCCGUCUGGCAUGCUGAGCCCGCCAAGCCCGCUGAGUCCGAUGGCUGGCUCGCCGGGGGUCGACACUGAGGACGACCUUCUUGGCAGCCCCUUCGGCGAAGAGUCAGAUCUGGAUGACAUUGACCCGACCCUGUUUGAUCCGAUCGUCCCCAUGGGCCCACACACCUCGGUGGAUCGCCCGCCGCUGUCGGACUCGGAGGGCCUGGCGAACGGGCAUCCCCCAGAGGCCGACAGCCGUUCGGCUCGUACGGCCUCUCGCCAGCCGAAGAUCACCUCGUUUGCCAAGUCGAUCGACGACCCGGACAUGGCUCGCUUUGCCCUUGAGCGGGAGCUCGCGAGUAUGCCUGUGCGCAUGCCACAGUCGGAGACCAUUCAGAUCGACAUGCAGGACAUCCUGGCUCGGGUUCUGCCCUCGAUGGCCAGCUCUCCCCCGGCCCCGGCCCCGGCCCCGGCCCCGGCCCCGGCCCCGGCCCCGGCUCCCGGGCUUGACAGCCCCAAAAUUGGCGCCACGUUCCUCGGCGACGAUAUCGAUCUCGUUCUGGACCUGGAUGCCACGGUGACCGAUAUGGCCCUGCUGUCCCCCUCGCGGUCGAGGCCGGCGGCUGCCCCGGUCGCCGGCCUGCUGGACCCGCCGCUGCCGGCUAUUCUGCCCCGACGCGAAAGUCUCGGUCCAAAGGUAGACAAGGAGGCCGAGGCGGUUCUUCGCCGGCGCAUCGACCCACUGACACUGAUCCGCCAAGCCGCGGCCAAGGAGCGCACACCCGCCAUGGCGCGGAAGAUUUCGCGCAUCUCAAACCAGGCCCGGCCCGGGGCCAUCCCCGUGACGAUGGCCACCUCGGCCGACUAUGUCCUCGCUCGGCCCGGGCAGAAGGACGACUCGGACGAGGGAGGGCCCGACUUUGAGCCAAGCGACGGCACCACCGACUCCAGCGGCACUGAAGAUGAUGACGACGACGAUGACCAGGACACUGAGGAGGAGGAGGAGGAGGAGGAGGGCGCCGAGAGGGGCGCCCUGCGGCCGAGCGUCCGUCGACUGCUGGACGAGCUGCACGCGGCGGAUACCACCGAAUCGGAGCUUGUGCCGGGUCCUGUCGGGGCGCCGACGGACUCCGGCCCGGAGAAUGACGAGGUGGAUGGGGAGGUGCUGCUGCCGCGGCACCGGCGAGCGCGCAUCGCGCGCGCGCGCGCGCGCCUCGCCGAGCUGCAAGCCCUGGCCCAGGAGCAGGCCAUCCGGGCGGAGGAUGCCGAGAUCGAGCGGGCCGAGCUGGAGGCCUACGUCCGGUCAUUGGAGCAGCGCCCAGCGCAGCAGGAGGCUGGAACCCGGCAGCCGGGCGCCGAACGGGCCGGCCCGGGCCGCGGUGGGGAAAGCCUCUUCGAGCAGCAGGCCGAUGAGGAGGAUGAAGAAGGACAGCUGGUGUUCGACAGCGCCCUGCGGGGAGAUGUGUCAGAUGAUGAUGCAGCUGCCCCGGGCGAGGAGCGGCUGACCCGCGAGGAUUUGACCUUCAUCGAUGUGUCACGGGCCACGGCCCGCGAGGAGGCCGCCACGGCCGACGCCAGUCGAGCUCUCUUCCGGGACCAGGUCCGCGCGUCGGAUCGCGAGCAGUUCCAGCGGCUGGAGGCCAUCGUGUCCGGGACGGCGGCCGUGGGCCAGGACGACCCCCUGGCCGGCGGGGGUGCCGACUGGCUGGCGGCCGGCGGCGCCUUCGGCGGGUCGGACCUGGACGUGGGCUCGGAUGCCGACCCCUUCGGUCUGUCCGAUGAUGGGGAUCUGUCGGAUGGCAGCCCCGGCGGGGGGGACCUCAGCGGGCGACUGGCCUUCUACCUGAGUGAAGAUCGCCGGCGGAAGCGCGAUCGCGAGCGGCGCCGACGCGAGGCCGCCGAAGACGCGGACGACGCCCCGGCAAGUGACCAGGCGCAGGCCGACGAAUCCCGGGCCACCGGGCGCCGGGGGCGCAAGGCUGCUCGCCGGGCCGCCAGCGACCAGCCCUUCGACCCGGCCACCUUCGUCAGUGCGGACUUCUUCGACCCGCCGGCCAUGCGAUCGGACAGCGACGAGGAGACGCGCGGGGCACAGGUCAGCGAGCAGAUGAUCCGCCGGUCGGUGCUGCGGUCGUACUCGUCGUCACUGGCGUCCGGGGCUGUCACCCCGGCCGGCGGGCCGUCCCCCUCGACCAGCACGCUGGACCUCCGGGCCGCCGUUGCCGCGAGCAUGUCCCGCAGCGUGGACAGCCUCCCGAUGGGGGGCACUGGCGGCAGCCAGCAGCGCGUGCCGGCAUCUGGGCCACCAUCGGCCCGGGGGUCGGCGACCGCCACGCCGUCAGCCUCAACCGACUCGCUGGUCAGCCCGUCGUCCUCCUCCUCCUCACUGCGGAGUCUCCUCCCGCGGGCGGCACCGGUCGCCACAGCGCCUGCCGCCGGGCUGCUGAAUGCCCGGGCCCGGAGCAACUCCAGCAAGUCGCAGUCCUUCUUUGACUAUCUGCUGGAGGAGGACGCAGGCGGCCGGGGCGGCACCACCCCCAGCGUGGCCAGCGCCUCGUCUGGCGAGUCGCUGUCCCUCGAGCAGAUGACCUCUCUGCUGGGGAACUUCGACCCGACAACCGAUUCGCUGGGCGCCAGUGGCCUGGUUGGCGGUGCGGCCGGGGCUGGCGUGUCCACCCGCAAGCGCCAGUUCGUCUACCAGUCGGUCCAGCAGCCAGAUCGCGACUCGCAGGAUGCCGGCUAGUUGUGCGCGUGGGCCGCGGCAGAGGAGGCCGGGCGCAAGAGGAGGGGCGGGGGGAGGAUUGUCCGCCCCGGC
Fonticula alba is the source of this 3089-nucleotide messenger RNA. RefSeq lists its product as hypothetical. The record is from RefSeq and is a predicted model, not a curated record. NCBI's taxonomy places the organism in Eukaryota, Rotosphaerida, Fonticulaceae. Bases 165 to 3017 code for a protein of 950 amino acids. The transcript has 8 exons.